This is a messenger RNA of Oryza sativa Japonica Group (Japanese rice), 2289 nucleotides long. RefSeq names its product protein NRT1/ PTR FAMILY 4.6. Gene Ontology annotation, cellular component: membrane. NCBI's taxonomy places the organism in Eukaryota, Viridiplantae, Streptophyta, Magnoliopsida, Poales, Poaceae. The record is from RefSeq and is a predicted model, not a curated record. Gene Ontology annotation, molecular function: transmembrane transporter activity. Gene Ontology annotation, biological process: transmembrane transport.
CACAAGCCACAAAGAUAUAUCAUAUCAUCUCAUCUCAUCAGGAGUCAAGACUGCGACACAUAGUGAAGUGAAGCCCACUUAGCUAGCUUGCAAUUGAGAUCUUGCAGAGAAUUGUGAAGAUCUAGAGCUAUAGCCAUGGCUCUGCAAGUGCAAGGCCUUGUGGACUGGAGGGGAAGACCGGUUGAUCCCAGGAGGCAUGGUGGUCUGAAGGCAGUAAUGUUCAUCUACGUCUUGAUUGUGAUGACCAACAUGGGGAACAUUCCCACUAUGCUAAACAUAGUGAGCUACCUGCAUGGCACAAUGCACAUGGGCAUCGCCGAUGCCUCCACCACCGCCGCCAACUUCUACGGUGCAAUCUGUGUCUUCUCCUUCCUCGGCGCCUUCAUCUCCGACUCCUACAUCAAGCGCUUCUACACCAUCCUCAUCUUUGCUCCCAUCGAAAUUCUGGGAUACAUGCUGCUAGCAUGCCAAGCGCACUUCCCGUCGCUGCACCCGCCGCCGUGCGACGCCGCCGCCGGCCAAUGCGCGGCGGUGAGCGGGCGGAACCUGAGCCUGCUCCGGCUGGGCCUGUACGUGAUCCCGCUCGGCGAGGGCGCGCUGCGGGUGUGCGGGGCGGCGCUGGGUGGCGACCAGUUCGACGGCGGCGAGGUCGGCGGCGACGACCCGGCGGCGGCGGCGGCGGCGGAGGCCCGGGGGAAGGCGAGCUUCUUCAACUGGUUCGCCUUCUGCAUCUCGCUGGGGGGGCUCGUGGGGCUCGUGCUCGUGGUGUGGGUGCAGAACAACGAAGGGUGGGACCUCGGAUUCGCGCUCGCCGCGCUCAUGGCGCUCGUCGCCAUGGCCGUCGUCCUCGCCGGCCUCCCCUUCUACCGCCACCGCGUUCCCACCGGCAGCCCGCUCACCAGAAUCCUCCAGGUUUUUGUGGCGGCGUUCAGGAAGAGGAACGUCACGAUGCCGGAGAGCUUGGUGGAAAUGCAGGAGUGUUCUGACGGCUCGACCAUCGAGCUGCUGGAUAAAACUCCAGACUUCAAGUUCCUGGACAAGGCGGCGGUGGACGACGGCGACCGGCGGCGAUGGUCGGCGUGCACGGUGACGCAGGUGGAGGAGGCGAAGAUCAUCCUCCGCAUGCUCCCCGUCUUCCUCACCUCCGUCCUCGGCUACGUCCCCAUCCCUCUCCUCCUCACCUUCACCGUGCAGCAGGGCGGCGCCAUGGACACCCGCCUCGCCGGCACCAGCGUCCCGCCGGCGAGCCUCUUCGUCGUCCCCAUCGUCUUCCAGAUGCUCAUCCUCGUCGCCUACGACCGCGCCGCCGUGCCGUGGCUCCGCCGCGCCACGGGCUACGCCGCGGGCGUCACCCACCUCCAGCGCGUCGGCCUCGGGUUCGCGUCCAGCGCCGCCGCGCUCGCGCUCGCAGCCGCCGUGGAGUCGCGCCGCCGCCGCUGCCUCGGCGUCGCGGCGCCGGCCAUGUCGGUGUUCUGGCUGACGCCGCAGUUCUUCCUCCUCGGCGUCAUGGACGUCACCUCCUUCGUCGGCCUCCUCGAGUUCUUCUACAGCGAGGCGUCCGCCGGCAUGAAGUCCAUCGGCGGCGCCGUCUUCUUCUGCAUCCUCGGCGUCGCGUCGUGGCUUGGCGGCGCCCUCAUCCAGGCGGUCAACCGCGCCACCGCCGGCGGUGCCGGACACGGCGGUUGGCUCGACGGCGCCGACCUCGACGCCAGCCACCUCGACCGGUUCUACUGGCUGCUCGCCGUGUUCGAGCUCGUCGCCUUCUUCCUCUACCUCUACUCCGCAUGGAGGUACACGUAUAGGCAUCAUCCACGUGUUCAGCCAUCAAUGGAGGAUGCCAAGGUAUCCGCGACAGCGACGACGACGACGAAGAAAGCCGAGGUUUGAGUGACAGUUGAAUCUACUACCUCCGUCUCAGGAAUGUAGCUAUUUCUGGCUAUGAAUCUUGGACAUGUUUUGUUUUCAUGGUUCAUAGUUGAAGAUAGCUUUAUUUUAGAACGAAGGUAGUAAAAUGAAAGCUGUGAUGGCUCUAUGUACCAUAGAAAAAAAAUGUUGUAGCUAAUGAUCCUAUAGGUGAUGAUGAGACAGUAGUGUGGGUUUGAACCCUUUGAUUGAGAAAUGGAUGGCUGAGAUUGCGUGCGGUUAGUGUUGUGCAGUCACAAUAGCAACCGCACUGUAACUCAGUCCAGUGUUACAGAGAGGCUCUCGUAUAAAUGUUAGUAUUUUGAAUAUUUCAUGUUUUGGAUUGAUAUAAUCUAAUAAAACUGAAAAGAUCGUUGGUGGAUAUUA